UUUGGCCUGGCAACAACCUUUGCAUCUUGAGCUCAUCAAAGAAAUGGCAGAAGUGAAGCUACAUGGAUCCUGGGCUAGUCCUUUUAGCCAUAGAGUGAUUUGGGCAUUGAAAAUCAAAGGUGUAAACUAUGAAUACAUAGAGGAAGACCUUUCUAACAAGAGCGAACUGCUGUUGAAAUACAAUCCUGUUUACAAGAAGAUCCCUGUCCUUGUCCACGGCGGCAAGCCGAUUGCUGAGUCCCUCGUCAUCCUUGAAUACAUCGAAGAAACCUGGCCGGAGAAUCCAUUUCUCCCAAGUGAUCCUUAUGAGAGAGCAAUGGCUCGAUUUUGGAUUCAAUUCGUAGAAGACAAGGGUCCGAUUUUCCGUGCAUUUUUUCUAUCAACCGGUAGAGAGGAGCAAGAGAAAGCAGCAAAGGAACUGUUGGAAGUGCUGAAAAUUAUAGAAGAGAAAGCUCUUGGGGACAAGAAGUUUUUCGGUGGUGAUACCAUUAAUUUAGUGGACAUCUCCUACGGAGUGCUGGCCUAUUGGUUCAAGAACGUGGAAGAAGUAAUUGGCAUCAUGGUGCUGGAACCAAACACCUUGCCUCGACUGCAUGAAUGGGCUCAAAAUUUCAUGGAAGUUGCUGUCAUCAAAGAAACAAUCCCUGAUCGUGAUAAAAUGCUGGCUUAUUUGAGACGCGUGAGGGAGAAGAUUGUUGCUGAACAGUCUAACAAAUAGCAUAAAAAAGCUUAUCAGUUUAAUAUCUGAUACGUGGGCCAUUGGUCCACGUGAUAUUAAAUUAAUUUUUUUAGGGGGAGAGCCCAUAGGAAAAACAAAAAUAGCAUAAAAAAGCUUCAUACUAGCUAGCCUUCUGGAAAAUUGACUUUCCUAAACUUGGCAGCUUGGGAUGCUUAUCUAAAGCUAUAUAUAUAUCUAAUCUACUUAGUUAUGCUAUGUUGUAUUAAUUAAGCAUCAAAUAAUUGAAUUCUAUUGUAUAAAAGCAGAACUUUUUUUGGUU
Messenger RNA from Theobroma cacao (cacao), 998 nucleotides. RefSeq names its product putative glutathione S-transferase. Gene Ontology annotation, cellular component: cytoplasm. Gene Ontology annotation, biological process: glutathione metabolic process. Gene Ontology annotation, molecular function: glutathione transferase activity. NCBI's taxonomy places the organism in Eukaryota, Viridiplantae, Streptophyta, Magnoliopsida, Malvales, Malvaceae. The record is from RefSeq and is a predicted model, not a curated record.